Messenger RNA from Phytophthora nicotianae INRA-310, 858 nucleotides. RefSeq lists its product as hypothetical. Bases 1 to 858 code for a protein of 285 amino acids. The transcript is spliced from 2 exons. NCBI's taxonomy places the organism in Eukaryota, Oomycota, Peronosporomycetes, Peronosporales, Peronosporaceae. The record is from RefSeq and is a predicted model, not a curated record.
AUGGUGGAGAUCGCUGGGGUUCUGGCGGUUCGGCACAGUCGUUCGGAUACUACGAUAACCGAGGUGGGAGUGGGGGAUACGACCAAGGUCGCAAUGACUACAAUCAGAGUGGAGAAUACGGAGAGGUUACCGGACAGUGGGGUAACUAUGGCUAUAAUCGGGAUGAUCGUGGUAGUAGUGGAGGACGAGAUGGUCGCGUGUACUGUGGAGGGGGUCGAGGUGAACGUGGUGAUACGCGCUCUCGUGGAGAUCGCGAACAGCGUAGCUGUAAUGGCCGUACUGGUGACCAGCGACCCCGUGAAGGGGGAUGUCGUCGUGAAGAUGAUCGGCGUGCUGGGGAUUAUGAUGGUCGAGGUCGCGGAGGAAACAAUGAACAAUCGAUAUGGUGGUGGUAACAAUCGACGUGGCGAUGACGGUCCAGACGCUGAUCUUGAAGUUUCAUCCAAAGAUCCAGAAAUGCCUCAGGUGGUGGAGUUCUGUUCUCGUCCCGUGGCUCCUGCUCGCAGUGGCAGCACGACCCCACUUAUGAUUAACUACUUUAAACUGACCAUUGACAAGGGCCCGCUCCAGAUUUUCAAGUACCAUGUGACCGUGGAUCUUUCGCACGACGAUGAGUCCAAGUAUGGCCCUGCGGCUUCUAAGCAAGAGGGCGAUGCGGUUAGUGACGUUGAUGCAGCAAAGGACAGUAUUCGUUCGAGUUCGGAGCGUCCACCGCGUCCACUACAACGUGGACUGGUGAGCCGCGUGGUGAAUGCUGUACAGAGGCAAUUUGACGACGACUAUGACGGAGUUCGGGUAGUUAACGAUGGAAUGGCUGCCUUAUAUUCGCCAACGCAGAUCCAUGGGGCACGAAUGUGA